AUCUCUACCCCCUCCCCUCCAUCUUUCCUUUCCUUUUUUCUCACCCGCCACCUCCUCGCUAUUUAGUACCCGCGACGCCAUCUCUUCCCUUUUGCACAACUCCUUCGCCGCCACCACCCGCCGAGUCCACGGGCUCGGCCACCACCACCACCACCUGCUUUUCCUCCUCCUUGUGGAGGCGCCGACGUCCAAGCUACAGUAGGACUGUAGGAGGCUCCCGGAGGCAGAGAGCCAUGGGGCCAGCGCCGAGGGCCGUCGAGCCCGUGAAGCAGCGGGUGAACCGCUGCCUGCUCCGGCUGUCCGACAGGGACACGGAGGCCAUGGCCGCCAACGAGCUGGACGCCAUCGCGCGCGGGCUGGACGCCGACGAGCUCCCGGUGUUCCUCGCCGCCGUCUCCGACACGCGCCCCACGGACAAGACCCCGCUGCGGCGGCACUCGCUCCGGCUGCUGGCGCUCCUCGUCGCCGCGCACCCGCGGGACGCCGUCGCGCCGCUCGUGCCCAGGCUCGUCGCGGCCGCGCUGCGCCGGGUGCGCGACCCGGACUCCUCCGUGCGCGCCGCGCUCGUCGACGCCGCGCGCGCCGUCGGCGCGGCGUCCCCCUCGCCGCCCGCGGCGCUCGGCCCGCUCGCCGACGCGGUGCUCCACGAGCAGGACCAGUGCGCGCAGCUCGCCGCUGCGCUCGCCGCGGCGGCGGCCGUCGAGGCCUCCGCUCCGACGUCCGACCUCGCCGCCUACCUCCUGGCGCUCCUCCCGCGCCUCCUCAAGCUCCUCCGCAGCGCCGCGUUCAAGGCCAAGCCGGCGCUCAUCUCCCUCAUCGGCGCCGCCUCGGCGGCCACCGACGGCGAGGCCGCCGCCACAGCGGUGCCGUGUCUCCGUGACGCGCUCGCAGGGGACGACUGGGCCGCAAGGAAAGCAGCCGCCGAGGCGCUCGCGUUGCUGGCUCUGGAGCAUGGAGACGACCUUGCCGCCCACAAACCCUCUUGCAUUGCCGUCUUCGAGGCAAAGAGAUUCGAUAAGGUGAAGAUUGUGCGGGAGUCCAUGAACCGGAUGAUCGAGGCGUGGAGGGAGAUCCCGGACAUGGAGGAGGAUGUGUGCUCCUCCGACGCGCGGCCAUCAUCGCUGUCGCCGGCCAGAACUUCUCUCACAGAUGGGGCAAGUGACGGUAGAUACCCAGCUGAUUCCCCCGGAUCCAACUCUGUCAAGUCAGUAACAAGGAGGAACUUGCCACCGGCAAGCAGGUCACCCCCAUCAGAUGCAUUGCGCAACGUCAGUAACAGAAGGACCAGUCCGUCUUCCCUCAGAAACAAGAAGAAUUCGCCGCCUUCACGCCGCGAUGUGGACAAUAAGGUUGGUGUUAGUGUUGCCCCAGAUGCCACCCCGAUCAAAACGGUGACCGAGGAAAAGCUUCUGAAAGAUGGUAAUGUUAGAGCAAGGCUUGAAGCACGGAAGAUGUUAUUCCAGAAGAGUGGUGAGAAGGGGUACAAGAAGUUGGCAGGGCUCAAGUCAGGGUCUAGAGUUGUUCCAUACAACGGGGAUGAUGACUCCGAAGAGACUACAGAGGUUGAGGAUGGCUCUUCGGAGUUUCAGUCAGACGUGCCUGAGGAGUUACCGUCGGACGGGCCAGAGGAGUUCGAGUCAGCUCACAAAGAUGAGGACCUGUCAAAGAUCAGGAUGCAGCUAGCUCAGAUAGAGUAUCAGCAGACAAACUUGCUCGAUCUUCUCCAGAAAUUUAUGGGGAGCUCCCAGAAUGGGAUUCGUUCCUUGGAGACCAGGGUGAACGGGCUUGAAAUGGCAUUGGACGAGAUAUCCCGUGACUUGGUUGCCUCUUCAGGAAGGAUGCCACAGAAUGAACCUGACAUGAACACCUGCUGCAUCCUGAGCCCAAAAUUCUGGAAAAGACAUGAUGGCGGUAGAUACUCAUCUAGGUACUCCGUGACUGACAUACCAAACUACUCUGAGGAGAACAGAGCUUCUUACAAGUGGGAGAGACAGAAGUUUGGAGUUCAGGGUGGGUUUGUGACCAACCCAUUAGCAGAGCCAAACACUUCAUAUGUAGGGAACAAGGUGAUUGCUCAGGAAGGCAGGAGGCAGAAUUCAGCACAAUAUAAGUCGAGGUAGGAUGCGUUAGAUGCGACAAAGAUGCCGCCCCGUGUGAAAUCUGAACUACCUGCAUUAACAAGGCAUGAGCAUACAUCAUUUCGCUGAACCUUCGGAGGCUUUUUCUUCGUUUAUCCAAAAUUCGAAGCUGAGAUGUACAUGAAUUAUGGAGAUCUCUUUGCGAGCUGCUUCAGCAUUCAGAUACCUGAGGCAGAGGCUAGACUCUAAAGCAAGAUCCUCAGUGCGAUGUGGACACUGUUUGUAUUAUACAUUGGCCACUGCAGGUGUACUGAGGGUAAAAGCAUAUGUGGAGUUUAGCGUGCGGAAAAUCGAGAUCUUAGUGCAUGGAUAUGUGCAAAUGUAUCUUGUACUGCUUGUAUAGUUCCUAUGCUGCUCAUGCUGAGAUCAUGAAUGGAGAAGAUCCAACAACGUCCUUUUGUGCCUGUGCUUCUUUCUCUAGCGUUGCUUGGUUGGGGAGCUAUGUAGGAGUACUUUUUGUUUUUGUUCCAGACGUUUGGUAUCCGGUCUAUUAUGGCAGAGUAACAAAAUUUAGCAGGGAAUCGUGUACAUCAUGUUCUUGGAUGAAUGAGACCCCAUUUGGCAA
Messenger RNA from Brachypodium distachyon (stiff brome), 2703 nucleotides. Its product is annotated as TORTIFOLIA1-like protein 3. The transcript has 5 exons. Bases 234 to 2120 code for a protein of 628 amino acids. Gene Ontology annotation, molecular function: microtubule binding. The record is from RefSeq and is a predicted model, not a curated record. Gene Ontology annotation, cellular component: microtubule. Lineage: Eukaryota; Viridiplantae; Streptophyta; Magnoliopsida; Poales; Poaceae.